UGCUCCUAAAGGCUGAAACCGACCGGAAGGAAAAAGAGGACAGAAGAGGACGGGAUCUGACACAUUCUCAGGAUGGAGGAUUCUCCAUCCAAGCCAUCUGUGGCUGAGCUUGCUGGAAGGUUAAAAGGUCAUAUUCUGCCAUUGCCCGGCUCAAAUGAUGAGUUUCGAAGAAGACCUCCGUGUUCCUUAAAGUUGCACAAUCCAGCAGAAAAUGAAGAGUCUGAUAAAUCAGUCUCACCCAGCAUCAACAAAACAAAGAUGAAGAACUCAGCGAUGAUUGAAAAGUUGCAGGCCAACCUCGCUCUGUCACCCAGCACUCUGCUGCCUUCGCCCAAGGGUCCCGACGUGAAGCUGCAGCCCACGCAGCUGUCCCCCAUCGUGCCCAGCAGCCCCCUGAGCCCCUCCCAACGACCGCCACCUCUGUCCAGCAAAGAGGAAGACCCCGUCGGCUUCGACAGCCCACCCGAAGGCACCCCGCUGCCAAGCUUCAACAAGAACCGUCCACGGUUAUCAUUCAAACGGCGCCCGCCCACCAGGCAGCACAGAAGGUCAGCCGGAGAGGAGGAGGGAGCCGCGAGGAGCGAACAGUCCCCGAGUGAACCGGAUGUCCCCAAAGAAAACGGGGACGAGGACCGGGUUUUAAACGACCUGAAGGAGGAAGCGGAUUCCGGUCCGAAGGAGGCUGAAAACGGAGACGAAGACUGUGAAGCGAUGGAGGCCGAGGCGGCGCAGAGCGGGGGGGAUGUGGAGCGGGACGCGGACCGAGACUCGCCCGCGGAGACCUUAAAGGAGGAUCGGGGGCCUGCCGAGUCUGCCGGGCAGACAGAGGACCGGGACGAGGCGGACCUGGUAGAAGGUGACACGAUGUGACCCGCCUGAGGAGGAAAUAUUCAGAACUUUUUCUUUGGAGACUUUGAUCAGGUUAAAAAGUGUUUGAAGGCGUUUUGCUGCCCUCUGCUGGCUGUCGGUGGAACAGGUCGAUGAGCACUGGAGAGUCAACAGAUGCAGGCCGUUUCUGCUUUUAUAGGAAAAAGAAAAGUACAAAUGAAACUUUAUCCAUGAUCA
Molecule: messenger RNA, 1065 nt
Organism: Austrofundulus limnaeus
Lineage: Eukaryota; Metazoa; Chordata; Actinopteri; Cyprinodontiformes; Rivulidae
Product: capZ-interacting protein
Exons: 6
Coding region: 73-870 (265 amino acids)
Source: RefSeq, a predicted model, not a curated record